Molecule: messenger RNA, 566 nt
Organism: Hyaloscypha bicolor E
Lineage: Eukaryota; Fungi; Ascomycota; Leotiomycetes; Helotiales; Hyaloscyphaceae
Product: YjgF-like protein
Exons: 3
Coding region: 1-351 (116 amino acids)
Cellular component (GO): mitochondrion; cytosol
Molecular function (GO): deaminase activity
Source: RefSeq, a predicted model, not a curated record
AUGUCGCGCCAACUCAUUUCCAGCGAGAAGUUCCCAACCAAGCCGCACAACUGCCCCGCGGUCAAAGUCCCCGGCCUCGUCUUCUGCGCCGGCCAGACCGCAACAGGCGAGAUCGGAGCCGCAACCAGAACAGUUCUCCGGAACUUGAAGGAGGUCCUCGAGCUUGCCGGCUCCUCGCUCGAGCAGGUCGUCAAGUAUAACGUCUAUCUCGCCGACAUGAAGGACUUCGCCGCCAUGAAUGAGGUGUACAUUGAUUUCCUCCCGCAGCCGAUGCCAGCGCGCUCGUGCUUGCAGGCUGUUGCGCCGGGAAACGGCACGGUGAUUGAGAUUGAAUGUAUCGCACAGGCUUAAAUUUAGAUGGCUUCGAGGGGGGUUCAUUGCAUGGUGUAUAUAGAUGGGAUAAAAGUAUUCAACAGUAUCCUCUUUUCGGUCGGUUCCUGCUUCUCGUAUGAAGGUUUUCCGUGAUACUCGAGUGCAUGCUCUUGAAGAUGUGGCACAAAGUUCUUGAUAAGUUACAACUUUACAGCCAGUCUUUAGACAUUGCCACAGGUAUAAUGUAUUUUAUG